Messenger RNA from Cetraspora pellucida, 243 nucleotides. NCBI's taxonomy places the organism in Eukaryota, Fungi, Glomeromycota, Glomeromycetes, Diversisporales, Gigasporaceae. The record is from the annotation of a GenBank genome assembly.
AUGCCUUUAAUUGCGACGAUUUUAGAUCCUCGAAUGAAAAAUUUCUCUUUUGCAAAUAGUUUUGACCCGAUUGGUGAAAAUGUUGAAGAGCAUUUAGCAAAUUUAAAUAAUGUUAGUACUGAGGAUAUAUUUGCAAAAAUAUGGGGUAAUGAUCAAAUACAAGAUGAUGAAGUUACCCGUUAUCUAUGCUAUCCUGAUGAACCAAAAAAUAUUGAUCCUUUGAUUUGGUGGAAAGGGCAUCAG